Danio rerio (zebrafish) is the source of this 1278-nucleotide messenger RNA. It is a transcript of the gene kdelr2b, whose product is annotated as KDEL endoplasmic reticulum protein retention receptor 2b. NCBI's taxonomy places the organism in Eukaryota, Metazoa, Chordata, Actinopteri, Cypriniformes, Danionidae. Gene Ontology annotation, cellular component: membrane; COPI-coated vesicle membrane; endoplasmic reticulum membrane. The record is from RefSeq and is marked provisional. Gene Ontology annotation, biological process: protein retention in ER lumen; retrograde vesicle-mediated transport, Golgi to endoplasmic reticulum. Gene Ontology annotation, molecular function: ER lumen protein retrieval receptor activity.
CGCCAUCUUUCAGUCGGGAAAUCCGUGUAUUAUUGCGCUUUUUCGGGGAUCAGCAGCUCCUUGAGGCGCGUUCACCACAACCGACCCACAGAACCAUGAAUCUGUUCAGACUGACCGGAGAUCUGUCGCAUUUAGCGGCCAUCAUCAUCCUCCUGCUGAAGAUCUGGAAGAGCAGAUCCUGUGCAGGGAUAUCUGGAAAGAGUCAGAUUCUCUUCGCAUUGGUGUUCACCACUAGAUAUCUGGAUCUUCUGACCUCCUUCAUUUCCUUGUACAACACCAGCAUGAAGGUCAUCUAUAUCGCAUGUGCCUACGCUACAGUUUACCUGAUUUACGCUAAAUUCAAGGCAACAUAUGAUGGGAACCACGACACUUUCCGGGUGGAGUUUCUGGUGGUGCCGGUCGGAGGUCUGGCGUUUCUCGUCAACCACGACUUCUCUCCUCUGGAGAUCUUGUGGACGUUCUCCAUCUAUCUGGAGUCGGUGUCCAUCCUCCCGCAGCUCUUCAUGAUCAGUAAGACAGGAGAAGCGGAGACCAUCACCACUCAUUAUCUCUUCUUCUUGGGUCUGUACCGCGCGCUUUAUCUCUUCAACUGGAUCUGGCGCUUCUACUUCGAGGGUUUCUUCGACAUGAUCGCCAUCGUGGCCGGCGUGGUGCAGACCAUCCUCUACUGCGACUUCUUCUAUCUAUACGUCACCAAAGUGUUGAAAGGCAAAAAGCUGAGUCUGCCGGCGUAAGAGAGAAGUCAAUCAGGCUGGCGGUGCGGUGUGGGACGCGGGACCCCGAAAACCAGGACGAGGCCUGAGACGGAGGAAGAACCAGCAGAUCCAGAGCUGGAACAUCUGCAGGCCCCAACACAGAGUCCUGCUUUAUGCCUCUCGCCCUACCCUUUUUUAUUAUUCUGUAUAAAAGAAAACGUUUUCUACAUGAACCGUGUGCUGCGAUUGGACCGACGGCGUUGUAAGGGACUGAUUCUUCUACUGAUUUUGUUUAAGAGUAUUUCGGAAAAGAUUAAAGGAGCGUUUGUUGCUCUGUUGGAGAAAAGUGAAUGGGGAAAAGUUUUGGCCUCAAUUUCUUAAUGUUUUUGUUGAAGACGCUCAGUUCUGCUUGUUUAAUUAGGGUCGAACAGCACAAUCUUGAUGCCAUGAAAGAUGCAAAGAAUGAAAUUUGUACACAUAUUAGGAAUUAUGCCACUGUCUGUCGGCGUACAGUAUUGACACUGCCUUUAUCACUGUAAACCGCUUCUGAAGAACCAAAAAAUAAACCAAUCCAACGUUCUCA